This is a messenger RNA of Dentiscutata heterogama, 148 nucleotides long. The record is from the annotation of a GenBank genome assembly. NCBI's taxonomy places the organism in Eukaryota, Fungi, Glomeromycota, Glomeromycetes, Diversisporales, Gigasporaceae.
UGCUAGAAUAUCUAUAGAUAAAUAUAGCUAUAAAGGAAUUAUAUUCACAGGUUUUUCUGGUAUUUUUGAAUCCAUGGAUGUUUCAAGACAUCUUUCAAAGGCAGAUGUUGUUUUAGGUCAUGUUGUAGUAACUAUGUUUGUAAUAUAA